GAAUUAUUCGUCGGGUUGAGGGAACAUGGCGGCGCAGUUCUCAUUCGGGGCUUGCCUAUCACGACGCCUCAAGAGUACAGUGACGUCGCUCACGCAUUCGGGUUUCCAGCUCAUGAGGAAGUUGGCCGGCCGCCACUACGUACCGUGCUGGCUAAGAAUAUCAAAACAGCGAAUGAAGGUCCACUGGAACUUCCUAUCUGGCCUCACAAUGAGUAUGGAUGGUCAACGAUAAAUCCCUCGUGGUUGACAUUUACUUGUCUACACACGCCCGAGUCUGGUAUUCAAUUAACUCAUUUAACUUCUUGCAUAGCUCUUUUUAUCAUCUGACUUGCUACCUAGGAGGUGAGACGCCAAUUAUCUCAAGUCUUGGCUUGGCAGCCGCCUUGAAGGAGCAAGCGCCCGACUUCAUUGAGAAAUUACUCCAAAAGGGAGUAAAAUAUGUGUACAGAUACGGGCUCGAAGAUGUCAGGUCAAAUACGGGGACAAGCGUCCUUGGUGCAUACGGCCAGCAUGUGAAACCGGGGGACGAUAAGGAAGUUAUCAGACAGAAGAUCGAAGAGGAGGUCAGACGACAUAGCAAUCUCUUCCAAUGGCAUGAGGACGGCUCACUGAGUGUAACCCACAUUGUCCCGAUCAUAAGAAAGCACGAGGAUACCGGCCUACCUACAUGGUUCGGCAAUGUUACGAGCGCAUGGGGCCGAAGUAAAUACCAUGGAGCGACUGAGCCUCCCUACAGAGGCGACGACGAUUCGUAUCAUCCCCCUCCUGAGUAUGGGGACGGGACGCCGAUGGAGAAAGAGUACCUUGACUUAGCGCUCGCAUUGGCUGAAUCACUUCAGGUGUUGGUGAAAUGGCAACGAGGAGACAUUGUCCUACUUGAUAAUUAUGCAGUAAUGCAUUCACGCUGUCCGUGGACGGGUAAGAGAACGGUGCUAGCAGGCUUAUGGGACGAUACUCGAAAUAGAAUCGGUGAUUAUCCCAAUGAGAAGCCCAUUGACUUUUCACGAAAGCCUUUAGGAGUACCAGGUAGUUGAUAGCUCAAUUGAUGGAUACGAUUCAUGUCGCCGCCUAGAGGUGAAACGACUCCACAUUCUCCCAUAAGGCAGUAUAUUAUUGUUAGGCUAGCCUAAGAAGAACGACAUAGUCAUCGUCACUAGGGCAACAGCGCGAG
Molecule: messenger RNA, 1171 nt
Organism: Daldinia caldariorum
Lineage: Eukaryota; Fungi; Ascomycota; Sordariomycetes; Xylariales; Hypoxylaceae
Exons: 5
Coding region: 219-1034 (271 amino acids)
Molecular function (GO): oxidoreductase activity
Source: RefSeq, a predicted model, not a curated record